UUUGAACGGCGCUGAUCAGAAGUCAGCGUGCGUGCUCCGAUUACACGGCUAACCGCGAGGGGAAGCCUCCCACGAAAACCGAUUCAAAGUCAGUUUAUAGUGCGAAAGACCAGCGCUUUUGUAUUUGUUGUCACGGGAUGCGUUUCCUCCAAAAAAAAAAAAAAAAAAAAAAAAAAGAGGCCAAAAAGUAAACACAAAUCGAGGUAGUAGCUAGUAGCAGGAGGGAUGAGGACACACUGUCGGCUAACUAACGUCGCCGUACUCAGCGGUUGUCCUCUUGAAACAAACCCGGGUUUGUUGUUUUAAAAAGCCUAGAGGACGUGCAACAACACAAAGAGGCAAGGAGAAGACAGAGAUGGAGAUGCUGUGUUUCCGGUUACCGGGCCACGGGGACACAACCCUGAAGCACAUGAAUUCACUGAGGUCCCGCCAGCACUUCUGCGACAUCACCAUUGUGGCCAGUAACAACCAGACAUUCAGGGGACAUAAGGUGGUGCUGGCUGCAUGCUCGCCCUUUUUGAGGGACCAGUUCCUACUCAACCCGUCCCCCAAGCUUCAGGUGUCGAUGCUGUACAGUUCCACAGUGGUGUGUGAUCUGCUUCAGUCUUGUUACACUGGCGUCCUGCAGUUUAACCCAGAGGAGAUUGUCAACUACCUGACCGCUGCCAGCUACCUACAGAUGGAGCACAUUGUGGAGCGCUGCCGAGGAGCACUGAAGAAAUAUAUGCAGCUAAAGAACCCCAAUCAACCAAAGACGACUUCAGAGGAGAACCAGUCUCGACCGGUGAUUGUCAGCGGAAGCGUUAAUUCUGUUGCAUCUGCAUCACCUCCUGCUGGCCAACCGUCACCUGUGCACCCACACUGUCCUACAGUACGCUCAAUGGAGGAGAACAACGGAGACAUGUCUGCUCAGGGCAGCAGUCAGCACCAUGACGACAGUCCUAUGCUCGAAGAGCCAUGUAUUAAGGUCAAUGCAUCAGAUGAGGAAGAGGCCAGACAGGAGGACUACGGUGUGUUCAGGGUAUACAUCUCUGAAGAAGAGCAGGUGAACAGAGACAGGGAGAAGAGAGGAGCUCCCUCUGAUGGACAAGAUGCGUGUUUCCCAGAGACAGACGGCAUUGUGAUUGGAGGAGAAGGCAGUGAAUAUGACUUGAAUCCAACAGAAGAAGAUCUCAGUACUGGGGGUCCUUCAAUGGAGGGGCUGCACGCUUUCAGACGCAGGCUGCCUGACCCUAAAGUUAACCGGGGCAGAGGAAGAGGCAGGGGGCGGGGUUUUAAGAGGAGAAGGUGGGGGUCAUCACAGGAGAGAAGACCUCCAGGCAUGGAACACCAUCAGGAUUUGUGGUAUCUGACAACGGCAGGGAUGGGAGGGAAUUUUGGGCUGGACUACAGCCAAGACGGGCUUAAGACUGGAGGUUACGUCUCAGUUGAACUCCCACACUUAGACUUCAACAUGGGUGACACUCAGGGAGAAAAGGUCUCACCCAUGGCUGCCAACAAUUUGACUCAGUACGCCCUGGAGGAGUCUAGCUGUGGCGCCGGCGAAGGGGGUUCUGGGUUGACAACCGUUGGAACAAACGAGGGCGGGGAUGAGUCUGUUGCAGUGGUGGGAUCCACCUCAAGCGUAGCUGGGCCUGUGAUCUGCGAGCACUGCGGCAUGACGUUCCCCUCGGCCCACUCCCUGGCCAUCCACACCCACUCCACACACCUGCUGUACGCCUGCCCCUGCUGCGGCAAACACUUCCACCACUCCGCCAACCUCACCCGACACAUGGCCGUGCACCGAGGCGCCGGCAAAUCCCACCAGUGCCCCCUGUGCUAUAAGACUUUCACCCAAAAAUCCACACUGAUAGAUCACAUGAACCUACAUAGCGGCGAGCGGCCACACCGCUGCGCGUACUGCCACGCCCGCUUCGCCCACAAGCCGGCCUUGCGACGCCACCUGAAGGAACAACACGGUAAAACCACAGGACAGAACUCCCUACAGGAGCAGGAGGAGAGGGAGAGGGAGAGAGGAGCUGCUGGAGGAAUCAGAGAGGAAGAGCAAGAAUGUCUGGUUACUGAACAAGUGUCAUAGGCGAGAGCAUUAAAGACAGUGAAGUGCUUUCAGCUUACUGCUGUCCAGUGGGGCCAUCAGUCUGUGGGGGUCACAAUCCCCACAAUCCUACUAUUAAGCAAGUGCUAGAAACUGACUAUGAGGCCUUCUUAAAAUCUGACUGUGAACGUAAUUAAAUGUAUGUCAAACUUGCAUAAAAACAUGCACAUUAAGUGAUGGAUGUGUAUAAAAUGACUGAGACUGCACACUCUCCUACUCUAUGAAAAAGGGCCAUUUUUUUUCCAUAGCAGACAUUUUAACUUGUCGUAGCAGGAAAAGCACAGGUGUCGCUAAUAACAUUAAAAAUGGCUCCGCUCCAUUCAAACAUCCCAGUGAGUCACGAUAGUGAGCCAGCAUGAGCAAUACGACACCAAGACCCUGAAAACUGAAGCAGCUAAAUGGAAUUCAACCAUUAUUAAUUGUAUUAUUUAUACCUGUGCCUCUCCAACUGUGACAUGUCAGAGUGUCCUCGGUAACAAAUGCCUGUUGAUUUAGAAUAGUUUGAUUAAGAACUGUAAUCUCAAACUUUUAUGUAAUACAUGUUCAAUACGAUGCCUGGCCACUGCUCCAAAAAAAGAUCAUAUGUAAAUAAAAUGAUUGGAAAGUC
Dicentrarchus labrax (European seabass) is the source of this 2702-nucleotide messenger RNA. Its product is annotated as zinc finger and BTB domain-containing protein 12. The transcript has 5 exons. The record is from RefSeq and is a predicted model, not a curated record. The coding region runs from base 356 to 2077 and encodes 573 amino acids. Gene Ontology annotation, molecular function: DNA-binding transcription factor activity, RNA polymerase II-specific; RNA polymerase II cis-regulatory region sequence-specific DNA binding; protein binding. Gene Ontology annotation, biological process: regulation of transcription by RNA polymerase II. NCBI's taxonomy places the organism in Eukaryota, Metazoa, Chordata, Actinopteri, Moronidae. Gene Ontology annotation, cellular component: nucleus.